AUGGACACAGAAAGGUUAAAAAGGUUAUUAAUAAAGUCGGUAGUAGCAUUAGCCAUAGCGGCCUUGAUUCUCUAUGCCGAUGCCACACGGCCCAAGAAGCCUGAGGAUAUCAGGUUGAACGACAGGGGUGAGUGCGUGUACCCCAUGAGCCUGUCUUUCGUGGUGGGUUUGGCCGAGCUGGCUGUCCUUCUGGGUUUCGUCUCGUAUUUCACCUUCCAACACGGAUGGUGCUGCGUGCGCCGCGACGGCGUCUCCGUAUCGAGCUUCGCGCUGGGCAUCUUCCUCGCCAUCCUCUCAUGGUUAUUGACGUGGUGGGCGGUACGACUAUAUCUCCGCGACGUGGGGGCGAUCUGGCCGGGGAGGCGUGGUAAACCCCCGGAGUGUUACGCCGCUCUUAAAUUGGAUCACCAUCACCUUAUGGCGAAUGCAUUCAAACCCUUCGUCUUUGCCUUGGCCUUGGCAUUCUGCUCCUCCAAGAAACUUUCCCCUCCUCCUCCUAUAGAAACCUAGCUAGCGUACGUACGUCUCCCCAACGUUCGAUGGAUCGCCCAUUAUGUUGGAGGUUCUUUUUUUCCUGGUUUGAUUAUUUUGUUAACUCACAUUCACAUAUCAUGAUUAGAGUCGGAUUUCUACAAUGCAUGUGGGAAGCUUCAAGCAUAUUUAAUACUUCUUCCGUCCCAAAAUAAAUGUCUCAAGUUUAGUACAACUUUAGUAGAAAGUUGUACUAAAUUUCAGACACUUAUUUUGAGACGGAGGGAGUAUUUGUACAAAGUUGUACUAAACUUGAGACAAUUAUUUUGGGACGGACGGAGUAUUUGAUUUGACGGAUAUUUUUUAAACUUCAACUCUAGUGAGGCUUUCAAAAUUAGGCAGCGUCUAUGUGCAUCUCCAACGCUGACUCCCCAAACCGGACAACAGAUCUGUUAGCGGAAACUGACGCAGGAGCCGACCGUCUAAUCAUAAGUAGGUAUUUGUUCAAGUAAGAACAGUACCUGAUCCACCCACAUAACACUUAUCAAGACAAUGAACGCUAAAUCAAUGAAUCGUGGUGAAAGUAACUUGACACUACUAGGAAAGAGCUUACCAGUAGCCCUGGCUUUUUUGCUACCAGUAACACUGGUAGACGCACUACUGUUACGACGCUACAGCUAUUUUUUAACAGUAGCAUUUGUUUGUCCCAGUGCUACUGGUAAUUAACAAUCUCAAUUGGAUGUGAGGUUGUAUUGGAUGACGCAAGACUUGGGUCCAUGUUAUGUGACUUCACAGCGUCUUCGCGGAAAUCUAAAUCACACGCCU
Aegilops tauschii subsp. strangulata is the source of this 1296-nucleotide messenger RNA. RefSeq lists its product as uncharacterized. Lineage: Eukaryota; Viridiplantae; Streptophyta; Magnoliopsida; Poales; Poaceae. The record is from RefSeq and is a predicted model, not a curated record.